GGACCCACUGCAAUGCAGAGAAGCAGUUAUUCAUCGAAGCAGAGCGAAAACCCUUUCUAAGAUGGCAGAACCCUCAUGUCGCGCAGAUAGCAGCAGGGACCAAGAUGAACUUACCUGCAAAAUCAAGCAACGCUUCGCGGACUUCGGAUCAAAUUGGAUCAGUGUUUGCAACAGUCUGUCAAGCAAGAGACAACCAGAGACAAUUCCCAACCAUUUCGGAGGUUACCAACCAAGUCUCAGAGGGAAGUGUCUGUAUACAGCCAUGGCAAUGGUUGGAACAGUCUGA
Molecule: messenger RNA, 286 nt
Organism: Pelobates cultripes (western spadefoot toad)
Lineage: Eukaryota; Metazoa; Chordata; Amphibia; Anura; Pelobatidae
Source: the annotation of a GenBank genome assembly